Molecule: messenger RNA, 1188 nt
Organism: Candida tropicalis MYA-3404
Lineage: Eukaryota; Fungi; Ascomycota; Pichiomycetes; Serinales; Debaryomycetaceae
Gene: RAD18
Product: E3 ubiquitin-protein ligase
Exons: 1
Coding region: 1-1188 (395 amino acids)
Biological process (GO): DNA damage tolerance; protein monoubiquitination
Cellular component (GO): nucleus; Rad6-Rad18 complex
Molecular function (GO): ubiquitin protein ligase activity; single-stranded DNA binding
Source: RefSeq, a predicted model, not a curated record
AUGGAUAUCAAUGAAUUAGAUAAUAUAACUGAUCCAUCGGAUUUCAAACUUACAAAAUUACCAAACCUUUCCGAACUUGAUUUAUUAAAGAGGUGUUUUAUAUGUAAAGAUUUUUUUCGAGCACCGGUAACUAUAUCAACAUGUCAUCAUAUCUAUUGUUCACAAUGUAUUAGAGAGCAUUUACUUCGAAAACCUAAUUGUCCUAUAUGUAAAUGUGAAAUAUUUGAAAGUAAUUUAAGACCAGAUCCAUUAUUGGAAGAUAUUGUACGAUGUUAUAAAUUAUUACGCCCUCAAUUAUUGACAUUAUUGAAAAACGAAGAACCAAUAAACAAGUCGACUGAUCUGAAUGAUCCGAAUGAUCAGCCCAAGGUAAAUGAUAAAGAAGAUGAAAAAUUAACAGAGAUAUCGGAUAUUAAUGAAGAAGGACGCGUUAAGGAGGAAAUAAAUGGAAAUAUUAGUAAUGGCGAUGCGGGAAAAGAUGGUAAAGUAGGGUCAGAAACUCCAGUGAUGGAUAAUUCAAUAGAAGUAAUUGAAAUACUAUCUGAUGAUGGUCAAAUUGUUACAAAUAAUACAAAGAUAGGAACGUGUCCCAUAUGUCAGGAAAGGAUGCCUAUUGAAAUCUUAGAAAGAAGACAUGUUGAUGAUUGUUUAAAUGGAAGAAAACCAAAACGAAAUGCAGCACAAAUAUUACAACAACAACCUAGAAAGAAACAAUCUAAAGGAAUUACUUCUAUAACAGCAUUUUUUAAACAAUCCACUAGUCCUGAUACUACCAGUAGUCCUGAAACCACCACCAUCACUCCUCCUCCAGGAACUCCACAAGACAAUCAUAAACCUGUUAAAAGCAUACAGUCAGGACAAUAUGAAGAUAAGGAAACACCUGUGAUUAAUAUUCCUGCAAGAAUUCCCAAAUUGGAUUUCCAUAGUUUAACCACUCCUAAAGUAAAGGCAAAAUUAAAGGAAUUACAAUUAUCAACUACUGGAGAUCGAAAUGAACUAAUGCGAAGAUAUAAUCAGUAUUUUGUGUUUGUUAAUGCCAAUAUUGAUAGUAACCAUCCCGUUGAUGAAUCAACACUUCGUGAUAGGUUAAGUAAAUGGGAAAGAUCAUUCAAAUCCAAAGCAAAGGAUUCUCUUGAUACUGAUGCAAAUUGGAAGAGUCUUGUUGCAAAGGCAAGACAAUCAAAAUAA